AUGUCGCGCCGUAUAGAAAGCGUCUCUGAUGCGAUAUCCAAAGCUCCCAUGGCUAUUCGAUUGACACCGCAUAUAUUGAGCGUCAUUGACUGGUCGGAUCCUGUGAACGAUCCUAUUCGGCGCCAGUUUAUCCCGUUAGGAAGCGAACUAUUACUCGAUCAUCACGGGCUAAAGCUUGAUUCUCUCAACGAGGAGCACAAUUCACCGGUUAAAGGCUUAGUCCAUAGGUAUCCCACCAAAGCCCUGUUUUUAGUUGGAGCCAAUACCGACACUGUGACCAAAAACUCUCUCAAACCCACAAAGCGACGCUGGGACGAAGUUUUUAACUACAUAGAAAAUACUCCCCAACUCAACGAUAUAGUGGUGUCAGGAGGCGACUCCUUCUAUCUUUCGCCUGAGCAACUCUACGACAUCGGAAAGCGUUUGCUUGAAAUCCCACACAUCAGACGAUUUCGGUUUGCGACAAAGGGCCUGGCAGUUGUCCCAUGUCGCAUUUUGGACCCUCAGGAUACCUGGAGCGCUGCUUUAAUCGCAAUAUCUGACAUGGGAAAGAAGAUGGGCAAGGCGGUUGCUGUCCACACCCAUUUCAACCAUCCAAAUGAAAUUACUUGGAUUACCAGGCUGGCUGCUCAAAAGCUUUUCGAGAAUGGGGUCACUGUGCGCAACCAGACAGUUCUUCUACGCGGAGUCAACGAUAAUGUGGCGGUAAUGAAGAGGCUCAUACAAAAUUUGGCGGAUAUCAACAUUCUGCCCUACUACGUUUAUCAAGGAGAUAUGGUGCGAGGUGUAGAGGACCUUCGGACGCCGCUGUCAACAAUACUUGAUCUUGAAGCACAGAUUCGUGGAAGCAUCAGUGGCUUCAUGACCCCACAGUUUAUUGUAGACCUUCCGGGAGGCGGUGGCAAGCGUCUGGCUUCAUCUUACAAAGAUUACAACAGAAUCACCGGGGUGUCCACGUUUGUGGCUCCAGCUGUUACGGGGGAUCCCAACACCGUCUUCAAAUACCAUGACCCAGUAUGGAGUAUUACAAGUCAUUAG
Messenger RNA from Psilocybe cubensis, 1038 nucleotides. RefSeq lists its product as uncharacterized. The record is from RefSeq and is a predicted model, not a curated record. The transcript has 3 exons. Lineage: Eukaryota; Fungi; Basidiomycota; Agaricomycetes; Agaricales; Agrocybaceae. Bases 1 to 1038 code for a protein of 345 amino acids.